AUGGCUACACAGGGAGGUAUUCAUAUUGGGGUAUCGUCUCCAUCAUUAGACGGACAUGCAGGUAUUGACAAUACCGUACAAUCAUCGACUACCGACGAAGGUAACGAUACUCCUGACUGCCAUGUCAACCACAACACCGAAAGGGAUCACAACACCACCCUCCGGGAAAUCCGUGCCUCAAAGAAAGGCGGUGAUCCAGCAAAUGACAUGGAAGCAAGGGGCACGUUUACCGUAACUGUAGGCCGUAAUGUCAUUGGAUUGGCUGCCAACACGAUGUACAAGACUGGUUCAGCCCAACAAUCAGGACACAAAGACGACGGAACACCCGAUGACUGCAAUGAUGACCCUGAAAGCCACGUGUACAACAAUUCCGACACAGAUGACAUCGACAGGCCACAGCAGCCUGCUGCAGAGAUAGGGCAGAGAGCUGAUAAACAGGAAAACACCACAGCAUCAAACAAUGUACAGAAGGACGACUCGGGCCUGCUGAAUAACCCAACCUACGUACCUGGCGCACUUCGACAAGAUCACAACAACAAAGGUGACAUCCACCCUGCCGCCCGUGACACCAACAACAAAGGUGACAGCGACAAUACCAGCCUUGAAAACCACAAUGAUAGGAGUGACAACCACAAUGCCAGCCGUGACAACCAAACUGCCAGGAGUGACAACAAAAAUACCAGCAGUAACAACCACAAUGCCAGGAGUGACAACAAAAAUACCAGCAGUAACAACCACUGUGCCAGCCUUGGCAACCACAUUGCCAGUUGCGACAACCAUACCGCUAGAAGUGAUUUCGAAUCUGCCGGAUCUGACAACGACAUACAAAAAGUAUCUGUUACUUACGACCAGUGUGACGCGACGGAGCAAGUAUCUUGA
This is a messenger RNA of Branchiostoma floridae (Florida lancelet), 879 nucleotides long. RefSeq lists its product as uncharacterized. The record is from RefSeq and is a predicted model, not a curated record. The transcript is spliced from 5 exons. Lineage: Eukaryota; Metazoa; Chordata; Leptocardii; Amphioxiformes; Branchiostomatidae. Bases 1 to 879 code for a protein of 292 amino acids.